UGCUCCUAUAAAACUGGCAACACUGGGUCGUGUUCUCGGGACUUCGUAUGGUUUUGUUUUCACCCUUGCUUUUGUGGUAUUACCGGUGUUACGUCCACACUUUUGCAUUACGAGCGACUGUUUACGUUCACAGAGCCUCUGUGGACAUCGUUAAAGACUGUUUCUGUUUUAAUUCCGUGUACAAAACGACAUCCCGUCAAGAGAUUUUGUGGUCUACUUCUGAUAUGAGUGGAGAAGUCAAGCGUACGAAUGAACGCGGCCAUGGGAACAGAGGUACCCAAAGGCGGAGGUCCCCCAGACGGAAGGAACAGAUUGACGUGGACGAAAACCUACCCAUCGUGCAAAUGUUCAGAAAGUUCCAAUUGGAAUUGGACGACAAAUAUGACAGAUACGAGCGUUUGGUGAAGCUAAGCCGUGACCUGACUGUGGAAAGCAAGCGCAUAAUCUUUUUGUUGCAUCGCAUCAUGGGAGAGUCUCAAAAAGAAAAAACUCUGCAUGAUGCACUGAAGAAACUGAAAGACCUACAGAUGUAUCACAUGCGAGAAAUGGCAAUGGAGCUAAGGAAUCACUGCUUCUAUGCAUAUCUCAGAGCUUAUUCACCAGGCAUUCAAGAGUAUGUAGAAGCCAUAUCGUUCUUUUACUACAUCAAAGACGGACGUUUGGUCGGUCUCGAAGAAAUCCAGCAGGACCUUGUCUACGAGGAGCAGCCAGAGGAAGCCGAAAGUGACAUGGCUGCGAUUGAGCCCAAUGCAAAUGAGCCUCCCGAGCGCUUUGUGCUUCCGGUAACCCCGCUGGACUACAUGCUGGGCAUUGCGGACCUCACAGGGGAAUUGAUGCGAAAGUGCAUCAACGCAGUGGGAGAAGGCAACCUGGAAGAACCAUUCGUGCUCUGUCGUUUUUUGCGCGACGUCUACACUGCCUUCCUGGGUUUCGGUAAUGGUGCGGGACGUGAGAUGACACGGAAGAUCUGGACCUUGUUUCAGAGUGUUCGAAAAGUCGAAAACGCCUGCUAUACCAUCACCGUCCGUGGAUCGGAAAUGCCGAGCGAGAUGCUGGCACAAGCAUUCAGCGCAUCAUUGAACGACGUGGGACUUGUAACUGAUGGGGACUGACACUUGUGUGGGGAACACCGUUCUGUUGAAGUGAUCACGUGUUUGAUACUGUUCGUGAGGAAUUGUAGUGGACGACGCUUGCGUUCUUUUGGCUCCCACAGAAUCUUGCAUUUUUCUCUCGGGAUGAGGAGGAGCAUCAACACAUUCCCCUUUGCUCACGUUGUACCUUUGGGGUCAGAUCACCCAUAUUACUUUGUCUACAUGGUCUUGUUAAUACUCCUGAUCUUACUGUGCAUAUUUGUAAUCACAAAUAUGGCCCUUUCACGACCUUUUUUAUACGUAAGGAGCGGUACUCAGGUUCUCAUGCUAAAAGUACUGUGUAUUGUACUGCCUAUAUUACUGGAUAAACACAUCUUACUACUGUA
Molecule: messenger RNA, 1477 nt
Organism: Ornithodoros turicata
Lineage: Eukaryota; Metazoa; Arthropoda; Arachnida; Ixodida; Argasidae
Gene: Trax
Product: translin-associated protein X-like
Exons: 5
Coding region: 48-1112 (354 amino acids)
Cellular component (GO): nucleus; cytoplasm
Molecular function (GO): RNA endonuclease activity; RNA binding; sequence-specific DNA binding
Source: RefSeq, a predicted model, not a curated record